CUUGCAACUGCCACCAUGGGGGCUCUGCUGUGGGAUCUCUUGCUACUGUGCUUGUUUGCCCACGUGCUCAGCGACUGUCAGAGGGACUGCCUGAGCUGCAACAGACACUUGUACAACCAACAGGACAACUUCAAUGUUCUCGUCUGCAUCAUGGAGUGCGAAGGGAAGGCCUUUUCGAGUACCACCUGGGAGCUUUGCACCAAAGUGGCUGGGAAGUCAUCCAUACAGGUGAGCGCUGACAGCCUGGAAGAAGAUUCCUACCAGCCCUUAGAGAUGGACGAUAGUGGCCUGUUCAGAGGCAGCCGGAAGCACUUCAAUGACCUCACCAAAGUGGUGGAUCUUAGCAAAAUGGAAGGUGAGAAGAGAGUUUCCAAGGUGAGCAGCCUGAUCCGCCAGCGGGAGGUGGACGAGGGUGUCAGCAAUGGGAGUGAGACCCCGCUGGGUGACUUCCAAGAGCAGCCCAAGGAUAUUUCCAAGCGGCUCGGUGGCUUCCUCAAAGGAAAGUACAGUUACAGGCAGGUGCUGGAGCCCCCCGUGCAAGGGGUGCAGAAGCGGUACGGGGGCUUCAUUGGGGUCAGAAAGUCGGCCCGGAAGUGGAACAACCAGAAGAGGUUUAGCGAGUUCUUGAAGCAGUACCUGGGCAUGUCACCGCGCUCCAGCGAGUACGAUAGCUUCACCAAUGACCUGAAUGAACAGAACGAGAUCUAA
Messenger RNA from Mauremys mutica (yellowpond turtle), 708 nucleotides. RefSeq names its product prepronociceptin (gene PNOC). The record is from RefSeq and is a predicted model, not a curated record. The coding region runs from base 16 to 708 and encodes 230 amino acids. The transcript is spliced from 2 exons. Gene Ontology annotation, biological process: chemical synaptic transmission; neuropeptide signaling pathway; sensory perception. Gene Ontology annotation, molecular function: opioid receptor binding. Gene Ontology annotation, cellular component: axon terminus; dendrite; neuronal cell body. NCBI's taxonomy places the organism in Eukaryota, Metazoa, Chordata, Testudines, Geoemydidae.